AUGGCAGAAGAAAGUUUAUUUCGGGAUGUCCUGGAAAUCCUGAUGAAAGCCUCAAAUGAAGUGGAAGGAGUACGGGAGGAGUCCUGGGAGUCGGGAGAUGCAGAUGCCUGCCUGCUGCUCAUAGCAGAGUGUUUCAGGUGUCUGAGGAACGCUUGUGUUCAGUGUGCCAAGAAUCAACAUGUCAUGAGGAACUUGGGUCUGAUUCACACAUCUGUCCAUUUGAUUGAAGUACUUCAUGGAGUACCAGUGAAACAAGAGUCAUUAUUGACUGCUUUUCGUUGUAGCCUCCAAUUUCUUGGAAACGUUGCAGCAGGAAAUGGAGAUUCCCAGAAUAGCAUUUGGAAGUGUGCUUUCCCAGAUCUCUUCUUGACCUGCCUUACUUAUAGUGAUGAGAAAAUUGUUGCCUAUUGUUGUAUGGUCCUCUUCACCUGUCUGAAUUCAGAGAGAGUGAGAGAACUGCUGAAUCCUGGGAACUUGACUGUGCCUCUCCAUGUCCUCAAAGUCUACAGAGAAGAGUUGGAGACUGAGUGGUCGUUCUUGAUUGUUACAGACCAUUUGCUGAAAUGUCCAGAGCUGGUAAAAGCCCUCUAUGCCAAACUGAGCAAUCAAGAAAGAGUCACUUUGUUAGACCUGAUAAUGGCGAAAAUAAGUGAGAACCACCCUGUUACCAGUGAAGAAAUGAUGGUUUUCUUGAGAUACGCUGACUUCCUUGCGGGCUGUUUCCAGGAGAAAUGUCAAGCUGUGCUCAAGUUGACUUCUGCAGUAGAUGCCGAAGAUGAGGAAGCACUGGUUACAAUUCGACUCCUUGACGUUCUUUGUGAAAUGACAUCAAACAACGGACAGCUAGAACAUCUACAAGUUUUGCCUGGGUUGCUUGAAACAGCUGUAGAUACCCUGAGAUUAACUCACCUUGCUGGGAAACAGACUAUAAAUAUUUUUACUGUCACACAUGCUAUGACUGGGCAGGAAGAAAUUUCACAUCCAGCUGUGGGUUUUAAAUCUCAUCUCAUUCGUUUGAUUGGAAAUUUGUGUUAUAAAAAUAAGGAAAAUCAAGACAAGGUUUAUCAGUUAGAUGGCAUUCCCUUGAUCCUGGACAACUGCAGCAUUGAUGACAACAAUCCUUUCGUGAACCAGUGGGCAGUGUAUGCGAUCCGAAAUCUCACUGAGCAAAAUGAGAGAAACCAAGAGCUUAUUGCACACAUGGAGGAACGAGGGCUGGCAGACAAUUCUAUCCUCGAGAGUAUGGGUUUACAGGUAGAGAAACAAGAGGACAAGUUAAUUCUGAGAUCUAUUAGAAAAAAUCCUUCAUGA
Messenger RNA from Tinamus guttatus (white-throated tinamou), 1311 nucleotides. Lineage: Eukaryota; Metazoa; Chordata; Aves; Tinamiformes; Tinamidae. The record is from RefSeq and is a predicted model, not a curated record.